UUCGAUGUUAAAAGAGUAGGUUUGCAUGGAGAAAAAGGGGGUUCUCAUAUCUAAAAUUAAUAGUAAUAUAUGUAUGUAAGCAAUAUGAUAUUAGUGAAUUCCAAUUAUUCGUUGUAUUUUGAAUUGUAACUUUUCUUUUAGUUUGACCUGCCGUAAAUUGGGCAAUUCUGUAGGUAAUUCGUACGUUCGUCUUGACUUUGACGUUUAAGUGACAUAUUGGUGAGGUCUAAUAAAUGUGCCAUUUGUUUUAAUUGAAACUAUGAAAUGUUUAUUUAUUUAUAAGAGACUAUAUUAAAUAUUUAUUCAGAUAUUACAAUGUUCCCAGAUUUACGUCUCACAUGUUUUUAGCAAAAAUAAAUUCUGUGAUUUUCCAUAAAAAAAUGUGCUACCAUGGUUUUGAAUGCACGUGAAGACAUCCUACUAAUAUUGGAUAUAUGUGUGUAUGUUUGUUACCUUUUUCGCAAAAUCUACUGAACCGAUUGUUAUGAAAUUUGGCACACGUGUUUCAACCCGUUAUAUUCUUAUAACCUGAAAUAACACAUAGGUUACUUUUAUCCAGAAAUUUCCACAGGGGUGGUGGGGUGAUAAAAUUAUUUUCUCGAUUUUAUGGUUGAAAGUUACUCGACGAAUAAAAAUAAAAUCUUAGCCUCAUACUCAUUACAUUCCUUUUAUUUCAAUAUAUUUUUAACACUGGUGUACGCAAGGACCGCUUUGGGUUUUCCCAUGAAGCAUUAUUUCGUGUGACAAUUUUUUCUAAUGAUUAAGUUAGUUUUGUUUCAAAGAUUAUUCGACUCCCUCAAGGGCCAAAUAUUUGACGUCCUUUUUAAAUCUAUAUUUUUUCUACGAUUACUUAAAUAUUUUCACAAUGGAGAAACCCAAUGUACAAUGUCCGAUAUUUAUGAUUGUCGAUACCUCGAAUAUCAAAUAGCUCAUAGGAGCACGUAAUUCAUUUAUAUCUUCACGCUUUAUUCAGUUCUCAUUAUACUUUCAACCAGCAAUUAUUUUUAAAUUAACUGCAUACUUUAUGCAUCACUAUGAAAAACAAAAUCGAAUGUAUUCGACGAUAUUUUUGUUAGGAAUAUAUAUAGACAACGAAAGAGCCGCAGUUAUUGAGUAGUUCUGUAUACUAAUAAUGGUCUGUAAAGGUAUUCUAAUCACGACGAUUGCAUUAAUAACUGAAAUUUACUGUCCGAAAGAACUAACUACUGUAUUUUGUGGAAAUAUUAGACAAUGUUACAAAAAUAACGAACUUAAGGCUGGACUAGAGUAUUUGUUACCAUUUAUCAAUAUACUAAUUUAUAGCGGAAUAAAGAACAGCACCCAAUUCGAUAGUGACGUUAAAAUGUACAAAAAUCAUAAUAUACGAUUUAUGUUAGAAAGAUCAAAACAUCUGGGUUCGUGUAUAUUACAAGCUGAUUCUAGACGUGUCCCAAAAGGAAUUUACGGAAUAUUACCGAAAUUGUUAUUGAUGGACAAAUUGAAAUGGAUUAAAAAACCUAUUGGGGAUGGAAAACAGAGAUGGGUUCACAAACCAGGAGCGGCUGGCAAACCUAGAGAUGUAGGUAGACCAAAAGAGAAUGGUAAGCCGGUUGACGCAGGUAGACCAAAAGGCAACGGCAGACCUAAAGGGGAUGGCAUACCUAAGGGGGAUGGCAAUCCAAAAUGGGAUGGCAGACCAAGAGGUCGGCCUAAAGAAAAGAACAAACCAAGAGAAAAAGGUAAACCAGGCGGAAAAGAUAAACCAGAAGGGAAAGGAAAACCUGGUGGAAAAGGUAAACCAGGCAAAAAAGAUAAACCGGGCAAAAAAGAUAAACCGGGAGGAAAAGGCAAACCAGGCGGAAAAGGCAAACCAGGUGGAAAGGGUAGACCAGAGGAAAAAUUCAGACCCAGAGAAGAAAAAUACAUUGAUUACUACGAAGAAUACGGUCCAAUCGAAGGUGACGAUCUAAAAACUUCAACUGAAGAAGAGGAAACAAUAGAAAUCAUAUGGUAGAGUUCCUAAAUUAAGAUCUAAUGAACCAGUACGAUUUAUUGGAAACAGAUUUGCAAUAGGAGGUUCAAAUAGAUUCGAAGGACGAAAAAUGUGCACAGAAAAUCUUCGCAAAUGUGGCCAUAAUUAUUAUAUGAUGGAUGGAUGGGGAUGGUCAUGUUUAAAUUUGAAAUUAUAAAGGCUCCACACACGUUACAAAGUAACAUAUAUCACUCUCUAGAUCUAAGACUACCUCCACACCAGAUCAUCCUAAUCCAAUGCUCAGUUUUGACGUGAAAGAAGGACAAACAUACUUUAACAUUUAUAAUAUUGGUAUGUAUAUCGUAGCUAUAUUAAAAGAUAGAAUAAAUGUUUUUAAAAGCUUUUAUUUAACUUCACUUGUUUUACGUAAGGUAAUUAUGAUAAAAAUAUAACAUCAUUUAACGAAAUACACGUCAGGCGUGGAAAUGUUUUUCUUUCAAAUUCAAGUUCUUUACAUUC
This is a messenger RNA of Plodia interpunctella (Indianmeal moth), 2470 nucleotides long. Its product is annotated as collagen alpha-1(X) chain-like. Bases 1133 to 1993 code for a protein of 286 amino acids. The transcript is spliced from 2 exons. NCBI's taxonomy places the organism in Eukaryota, Metazoa, Arthropoda, Insecta, Lepidoptera, Pyralidae. The record is from RefSeq and is a predicted model, not a curated record.